UAACAAGGGUGUGGUGUGGGUAAGGGCUCUGAAAUUCAUGCCUUAGUUCCUAUUUCACUGUGUUAAUCUUACCCUGAGUUUGAGCUUCCUCCUCAUUGGUUGCAGUCCUUAACAGUAGAUAUUCUCCCCUCGAGGUGUUUUAUUCCCAGUCCCUGAUUGGAAUAGGGACAGUGGAUUCCCAGAAUGUUGCUGAUCAUUGUCUUCAUCUCCCUAUGUUUUUCCUGGGUCUCUCCCGGUAAGUACAGAAUUCAGCUUUCCAUCCUCUCUCUCUCUGUCUCUCUCUCUCUCUCUCUCUCUCUCUCUCUCUCUGUCUCUGGGGUGAAUGUGAAUCUCUUGGUGAGAGUUUGAAAUCGGGGCUGUUUGACCAGCCGCCUGUAAUACAGCCAGCCUGAUAUUUUACACACUGAAGGAAGCGCAGUCUGGGAGACUCUGAUGGGAUUUGUAUCCAGGUCUCCUCACACCAGGAUGUGGAAACUCUAACAUCAGAGAAGCUCAGAGCAAAUAGAAAAUGAUUCGCAUGGACAAUUUUAAUUUUCACAUUGAUUGGGAAAUGCCCAACAGCUUCAUCGCUCGUGGCCUGAAUCUUGUAAACACUACAGGGAGGAGAAGGAUACUCCAUGUUUAACCCACCCCAUACUCAGCUGUGAUGCCUACAUAAUUGAAUAGGUCAGGUUAUCUCAGACACCAGCAUGCUACUGGCUGUGUAUAAAGGGGUGGUUAAAUAGCUCAGUGAAACACAGUGGGGAUCCUGCUCUGCAUUGUCCAUCCCCCCUGUUUGACAGAGAGACUGUUAACACAGUGACUGUCCCCCAUGGUCUCACACUUCAUCCUCCCAAAUAUUCUAGUUUCUCUUCAUUUCAGUCAGAACUCACUCCACAUCUUUCCUGAUUAUGGCGAUAAACUGUAGACUUGUCCUUGCGUUUUCCUGAGUUUCUCACUCGAGAUGUUGUCCGGUGAGGAGGGUCUCCUCGAUAUCUUUCUCUCUAUGUUCCCUAACUACGGUUUUAGUUUGGUGAUAGACUGAGUGUAUUCCAGACAGCUGUUCCUGGUUAGUGAUAGACUGGGUGUGUUCCAGGCUCCUGCUCCAGGUUAGUGAUCUUCUGUUUAACACAUCGAUCCCUGGAUUGUGCCUGUGUCUACAUUUGCUCAGUUGAUUAUCUGAGUAUCUGAUUCUGUGUUUAUUCUGUUCUGAGAGGCUGCAGCAUUUUGACCCAGUUCAAUCUGUUUCUGUUCAUAAUAUCAGACAGGAUUCUGACAAUGUGAUAAAGUGGUGGAUAUUUGAAGAUUCUCACUAUGUAAAUAGAUCCUCACUUUCAUCAGGCUCAUCAAUGUUCACUAACAUGUCUCUUCAAUUUGUUUUCAGAUAUUAGCAAAUUUGAAGUCUUCCACAUGGCUGUGCAUGGAAUCACUGACUUUACCAAGGUUACAAGUGUUGGGAUUAUUCAUGGCAUCCAAGUCAGCUAAUCAGCCAGUGAUAUCCAUCAGUGCAUUCCCAGGCAACAGUUUUUAAUCCAAUUCAUUCAAUGUGGAAUACUGGGAACAUCUCACAAGUAUAGCAAUCAGAUGCUCAGAAACAGUGAUGGAGAAUCUGAAUAUGAUAAUGGAGAUUGCAAAUCGGUCAAUUUGAAAGAUCAGUGACACACAAUCCCCCACUGACUGUCCUGUUUAAUGGUGCCAGACAGCUACACAGCUAUCAUUAUAUGGCAGACUGUGAAAGGGUGGGAUGUGGUGUGUGGGACACCAUGAAUCUGUUCAUCUCCCAGUACUGACACCUGGGUCACUCCACACUGUCCAUCCCCCAGCACUGACCCCUGGGUCACUCCACACUGUCCAUCCCCCAGCACUGACCCCUGGGUCACUCCACACUGUCCAUCCCCCAGCACUGACCCCUGGGUCACUUCACACAGCCCAUCCCCCAGCACUGACCCCUGGGUCACUCCACACUGUCCAUCCCCCAGCACUGACCCCUGGGUCACUUCACACAGCCCAUCCCCCAGCACUGACCCCUGGGUCACUCCAAUCAGUCCAUCCCCCAGCACUGACCCCUGGGUCACUCCACACAGUCCAUCCCCCAGCACUGACCCCUGGGUCACUCCACACUGUCCAUCCCCCAGCACUGACCCCUGGGUCACUCCAUUCAAAUCAUCCCCUGACAUCAUUCACUAUUGGAUUUGCUGUUCCAUUUCCAUUUAAUACCAGAUCUCAUUUGUCACUGUUCAGACUGUGACUCUAAUCCCCCAUUUCUAGCUGAUCCUAGGUCAGCUUUCACCUCUGAUCAACCAGUUUGUGAUUUUCUAUUAAUUAUUGCUGAUUGAUGCCCGUUUGGUCACUGACAGGAAUUCAUACUCUCCAAUGGAUACCUUCUGUUGAGGUCAGUGAUGACGGCUCCAUGAAGAGAUCGAUGAGAUUUGGAUUGGAUGGAAAGGAUUUCAUUAGUUUAGAGCCAGACAGAAUGGGAUGGAUUGCAUCAAAUCGCAUCGCAGUGAAACUGAAAGAAAAGUGGAAUUCUGAUGCAUCCUGGAACAAGUUCUGGAAAAUAAGUUUAGAAGAAGAAUUUGUCCUGACUUUACAUUCAUGUCUGCAAUCUGGAAACGACUAUUUCAAAAGAAAAGUUCAGCCUGAAGUGUUCAUCUCCAGGAGUGAGCCCAAUUGUCAGGACAAACCACUCACCCUCUCCUGCCUGGUCACUGGAUUUUAUCCUGUAGACAUCAAGGUGACCUGACUAAGGAACGGAGAGGUCAUGUCCGAGACACAAUCCUCGGGGAUUCGACCGAACCAUGAUGGGACCCAUCAGAUCCAGAAAGAGAUUGAAAUCAGUGCGGGGAAUGAGGAUCGAUAUUCCAGUCGAAUUGAACACAGCAGCCUGGCAGAGGCCAAGUUCUAUCAGUGGGAAAUCCCAGAAAGCAAUUGGAAACUCACUCAUCUUGGAAGUCUCAUUGCAUCAAUAAUCAUUCCACUGGUUGUUGCUGUUCAGAUAAUGAGAAUAAUCAUCUGGAAAAGAGUCACCAAGUGGGGCCUACACAGCAGCUCACAAUUACAGAUUCCUGAAGUGGAGAUCUUGAAGACUGUUGAGGAUACGACCAAGCUUCCCUUAAACAAUGAGGAAGCACAAAGUGAUGUUUAUUUAACAUAUGUUCACAGUUCAAUGAUUGAUAAGUAG
This is a messenger RNA of Stegostoma tigrinum, 3160 nucleotides long. Its product is annotated as class I histocompatibility antigen, F10 alpha chain-like. Gene Ontology annotation, cellular component: external side of plasma membrane. Gene Ontology annotation, biological process: immune response. The record is from RefSeq and is a predicted model, not a curated record. The transcript has 6 exons. NCBI's taxonomy places the organism in Eukaryota, Metazoa, Chordata, Chondrichthyes, Orectolobiformes, Stegostomatidae.